AUGAGGUUUGCGGCUGUGCCACCGCGGCAGCACGUCCUCGACAAUCGUGUGCAGCGGUCCAUGGACGGGUGGUCCGUGAUUGAGAAGAUCAGUGACUUCACGCACGCCGUUUGCCGUGUGACGGAUGGGCGCGGCUCCGCCAUCCUCGUCGCUCUUCCGUCGGCAGACUCCGCGGCCUGCUGCGGCGUAUUCCAGGACGGGCAGCAACAGCCGCAGCUGCGGCGCAACAGCACCGGUGUGCUGCUCACGACUUCUUUCGUGUUCCCCAGUCGAGGAGAGGCGGAAGGGGUGACGGUGACGUUUCUGGAGCAGCCGGUUGCAGGGACAAGCGCACGAGAAGGAGGUUCUGUGGAGCCGCUGCAGGUCCCCGUGACUGUGGACAAGGUGUUUGUCUGCUCCACCUCCGCUGCCCCGUCUAGGACGCGGCACAAGUGGGGCGCCGGGGGGGCGUCUAUGUCUGUCUCCGGCAACGCCCGCUCGGUGGACUACAAUGCCACCCGUGGGAGUUCGCGCUCCCCGUCGCACCGCAGUUUCCUGCCGGAGGAGGACGCCGAGGAGGAGGAGUUGGGCUACACCUUGACGUUUUGCGAAAUGAAUCCAAUGUCGUAUUCUGGUGCGCCCGCCAAUUCCUUCACCAGAUCCUCCCAUUCGGCUGGACACUCGCUCGUUUUUUCGGCCGAGGCGAGCACGAGCGUCGCCUGCACAGCUCCGGUCGCCCCUGCAGUCCAAACCCGCCUUUCGGCCCCUUCGUCGGGGCGGCACGAGAGGCCGAACAUCGCUGUGGGGCCAUCUUUUUCCGGUACAGGGAGCCUUGGCGGGCGUUCGGCGACGCAACAACGGGAGUCGCGCCUCAUUAAGCCGCUGCCGCUGCCACUGCUGCUGUCUCGCAUCGCCCCAGUGCGUGUCGGGGACCGUCAUUUGAUGAUUACGCACGUCAACGGCAAGGAACGACACUACGUGGUGCAGACAGUGAAGAAGGUGGGGAGGGAUUCAUGCGAGUAUGAUUUUUUUGACCCAGCCAGCGAAUUCAGCAGCGGAGGACCCAUUUUUGACAUGCGCGGGGAUUUUGUAGGGUUACAGCAUCAAAGCGGGAACCACAGCUACGGCAUCUUCAUCUCCUCCAUUGUGCGUCACCUGUUCCAGUCCUCCGUGUUGGGUGUGUGUCGUCCGCCGGUCGUUGACGUCGGCGUGGACGAGGCGAAGUUUGACAUGCAUGCCGUGGUCCCUGAUGAGGUGUUUAACCAGCCGUUUCACCUCAAUCAACGCUACUGCGUGUUUAACGUAGGCGCGGGUGAUCAACUGAUCGAGUUCGAGGAUUUUGAACGCAUGCGCAUGCGCAGCGACAUCCGGGGCUCAACGCUGCCCCCCUCUCUUGUGGCGCCCGCAAGCGAUCAGGUAUGGCAGGAGUUCUACCACGGCUUCCACAGCCUCAUUCUUAUGCUACAUGCCUUCUCACACGUGCCGAAGCUGACAAAACUUGCACUGGAGGAGAUCACCUCGCAUGAGCACCGUAACUACUUACCAGAAGUGGCCUCUCUCGGGGGUAUUGGCGUUGUGCUAGAGAUCAUUGAUGGGUACCCUGAAAAUGAGGAGGUUGUCUUGGCCGCCCUUACUGUUCUGGCUCGAUCCUCACUUUACACAUCGAAUCGGGAGGCCAUUUUUCGCUGUGAUGGAGUCUUGACCGUAUUAGAGAUUAUGAACGAGUACUCGCAUCAUGGCGCUAUUCAGCUCUGGGGUUUUUGCUGUCUGUACAAUGUUAUGGCGUCGGAUUCACCAGUGCAUGCGGAGUCUAUUGAAAUCUUUGCCCACAGUCAAGGUAUACCAUUGGCGAUUGAGGCACUUCGCGUCCAUCGUGACCAGCGUUUCUUAUUACGUCAUACUGCCCUCGCGCUGCGAUGUGUGGCCAAGGAAGAUAUUCGGUACGCGCAUGCCAUGGUUCGAGGUGACGUCACCAACGUGGUUGUGGACCGGAUGAACGAUAAUAGCGAGGAUCCCUUUGUGUUCCUUGGCUUGGCGACGCUGCUACGUGAGCUGCUCCUCGCAUUCGGGAACGAGAACUCGGUGACUGCCGAGGACUUCCCAGCGGAAGCGCGUGCCUCGGAGACUGCAUGGGGCGACGGCGUCUUCUCUCCCUGGGUUGCAUCCAACUACGCCGGUUCUAGCGGCGAGGCUGGGAAUGCUCUGCUGGAGACCCUGGUAGCGGGAAAGGUGCUCACCGUCCUUGGGAAGGUCAUGGCCUGCGAGUCAAUGAACCGCUAUUCGAGCGCCGCAAUGGCCUUGUUGGAGGUGUGCAGCAGUUCCGUGCUGGCGCUGCUCUCGUGGGGCGCGGUGGAACUCCAGGAGGAGCUGGAAUCCCCGACGCUGAGGCAAGCGUGCGAGGAUAUUAUGCGGAACUUCCCGGCGGAUGCGGCUUUGCUGGAGCGGGCGCAGCAGAUUAUAAGUCUUCUUCCGGCGUCCGUGUGA
Molecule: messenger RNA, 2463 nt
Organism: Trypanosoma conorhini
Lineage: Eukaryota; Euglenozoa; Kinetoplastea; Trypanosomatida; Trypanosomatidae
Exons: 1
Coding region: 1-2463 (820 amino acids)
Source: RefSeq, a predicted model, not a curated record